Molecule: messenger RNA, 696 nt
Organism: Raphanus sativus (radish)
Lineage: Eukaryota; Viridiplantae; Streptophyta; Magnoliopsida; Brassicales; Brassicaceae
Exons: 4
Coding region: 1-696 (231 amino acids)
Source: RefSeq, a predicted model, not a curated record
AUGGCAAGUUUUGACAUGAUUGCCGAUUUGAAGCCUAAGAAAAACAUGUGGAAGAUCAGGGUUAAGAUCAUCCGAAUUUGGAAGCAAUACUCGGUGGUUGGUGGAGAGAGUAUUGAAAUGGUCUUGGUCGAUUCAAAUGGUGAUAAGAUUCAUGGUUGUUUUAAGAAAGAUGAGGUUACCCAGUAUGAAGGUUUGAUCGGAGAAAGUGAAUCUAAACUGAUGGCGAACUUUAUUGUUACGCAAUCUUGUGGAAGCUAUCGUACUACCCCGCACCCUUACAAGAUCGUGUUUCUCCCCACAACAAGAGUGAGAAACUGUGAAGAUUUACCACGUAAUUUGACUGGUUUCAACCCUGUAAAUUACAAAGAUCUCAUGUCUGGUAAUCUAGAUGGUGAUUUUUUGGUUGAUGUUAUGGGACAAGUGUUGGAGAUUUCUCAUCUUGAUGUUGUGUCUGUCCAUGGCAAAGAUACACCUAAGCUUGCUCUCGAACUACGUAACACAGAAGAUGAUCGUCUUCCAAUUGUGUUGUGGGGAAAGUUUCCUGAGGAUGUCAAUGACGCUGUGCUAAGGGGAAGUGAAGAUGGAGUGAUGUUAGUUAUGCGAUUUGGAAAGACAAAAGUUGUCACGCCCCCAAUCCUGAGAAGGAUUGUCGGGACGGACUAUGGUUCGAGGAAACGAACCAGCCGAUCCUUGUGA